UUUAAGGACGAUGCAUUUUCUUUAAACUAGAAAUAUAACCAAAUCAUUCCUUUUAAGACUCAAUGUAUAAACUAAAUAAUUAAACUAUCCAUAGUGAUACGUAAAUACGCACAGCAUUUCCAUGGGAUAACGAGAGGAGAUAACUGGCAACAUCAAUGGAAAAGUUCCUAUAGGCUGCAACCACCCAAAAUCCAAUACAAACUUACGUACAUGUAGGAAACUUAUUUUUUUGAUGGACGACUAACUUCUCGAUUAUGGAGCAAUGAUGAUAUUACACAGUUUAUCUUGUACAGUAUUGAAUUAAGUUUCACGGAAUUAUUUACCACCAAAAUGGAUUGUAAUCAUCGAAUUGAAGUUCCACUACGUUCCGGUGGAGGCAAAAAAAUGAAAAAGCGUAGAGAACUUGACGCAUUAAUAGCACAUUCCCUUACAAAGCGAAGCACACGCCGCGGUGUUCAUGGAACAGCACCGUCACAGGACAAGCUGUUGUCAGUAUCUACGGAUGACCCUGAGGACUAUGCAUGGACAAAUAUUGCUGGUCCAAAUCGGCGCAGUCAUCGGAAAAACACUUACUUGCGAAUGUGUGGUCCCGUAUUAUUAGGAAUAACCAGUGCAUUAUUUGUGGCAAUUUUAUAUUGGCUCUACUUUGACUUAAGACAACAGAUUUUUGAUUAUCGUCAAAAAAUUGAAGAAGUCUCUGCAAUGAACAAAAACAUUCCGGAUACUCUUCAAAAAUGGCACGAGACUUCAUCAUUCCUUAUGAAGAACCAAACGGAAGUUUCAAUCAGAAUAACUGAAUUACAACGAAGCAUUGAAGCUUUACGUACCAAUCUAAGCAAUCUAGAAAUGAUGAAUGCUCAACGAAAUUACGGCAAGGAUGAAAAACUAGUCGCUGACUUCGGAGCAAAACUCGAAGCAGUUGCUGCAGAUGUGGAGGGUAUAAAAGAUCACUAUAACAAGUACACAGAGAUGCAGAAGAACAUGCAAAUUGAAAUUGAUGCAGUAAAGGCUAACCUAACAGCAUUAUCUAUUGUACAACCAAAGACCAGCCCAGAAAAUAUUACCGAAGACAUCAAGAAAGUCAAUCAAACGUUGACGGUUUCUUUAGCACAAUUAAAAAAUGACAUGAUAAGUGUGAAUAAUACAUUAAGUCAAAAAAGUAAAAUGCUUUAUGAGGAAAUCCAAGUGCACAAAACGAAAUUAGACGAUUUAUUGGAUCGUUCAGAAAACAUUACGUCCCACGUGACCACAUUAAGCAACAGUUGGCCGGAAUAUAAACAAAAACUUAUAAAUUUUAAUGAAUCGUUGGAAAAAAUUGAAAAAGAGAUUUUGUUAGCAAAAAGUCUUAACAACAAUCUAGCGAGUGGAAAAAAUCAUGGAAAUGCAAUAGCAACUCAAAAAUACGAUGAAGCUGAUAAUGAGGCCCAGUCGAUAUUAACACCGCAGCCCAACAAAAUGCUGUUUGAAACCGGAGUAUUUGAAAAUGUUACUGCAGAUUUUAAGAAAAUCUGAUGUGGUAAGAUGGCCCAAAGAUAAAGUUUGAAAAUGUUUUUAUAAUUAAUUCUUAAAAUAUUCGUACAAUAAACUUAUUUCUAAGCUAAAAGAAGUAGAAUAUAGCGAGCAAUUCCUAUGUGUGCCGAACAGCAAUGUCUUUGCUCUCAGAUAGGAAGAGCGUAACUAUAUUUAAACAUUGUUUGUAGUUUUUUGCACAACGUCUGAAAGUUCAUUAUUUGUUUAUUUAUAACGUUCUACAAACAACACAAAAGACAAUUGAAGAUGUCUAAAAAAUAUACCUUUUUGUAAUCAUCAUUUUUUUAAACGCUCUCUUUUGACAUUAAGUAAACGAGCAAUGUUAUUCUUUCUAUCUUAGAUCGAUAUAAAUAUGUACAUGAAUGGAAGAGGCGUAUAAAUAAAUACAAAAUCCAUUAACUUUGAUGUGAAAUAUUUGUAUUACAUACUCGUAGAUACUAGAGUUGCGCUUUUUAGUUCAUUUUAUUCAAUGUACUACUUGGUUCGGUGUUCCUUCAAUUUCCGCAAUACCAAAUUAAAAUAAAAGAAAACUAUAUUCUGCAAAAAAAAUAGUUAUAAAAAUAAGAAUGGAAAAAAAUCAUUUAAGAAAAACGGAGCGCAAUGUGAACAUGUAAUUAUUUAUAACUUUUGUUCGUGAAAGAAAAUGAAUGCAUCGAUGCUUUGGCUAAGUGAACUAAAUGAACUAGAAAAAUUGUCUAGUUCUAUAGUUCAAUUGGCAAAUCUUUGAACUAGACUGAACUAAACCGACCCAACUCUAAUACCGUAUAUGUAUGCAUAUAUUAAAUUUAACGAUGAAGCGUACUUUAAUAAGUAUAGGCCAUGUAAAAUAUACAUAUGUGUGAUCGCAGUUUUAGGUUAAUUUUAUUUGCACUUAGAAAAUAUAAUUUGUACAUACAAGAGUUGAUUAAAAACAGUCUAAAGUAAAUGUGAUUACCUUUAAUUGCAAUAUGUACUUCAUUUCAAAACAAUAAAAUAUUUAAUAUUGAA
Molecule: messenger RNA, 2517 nt
Organism: Scaptodrosophila lebanonensis
Lineage: Eukaryota; Metazoa; Arthropoda; Insecta; Diptera; Drosophilidae
Exons: 8
Coding region: 331-1512 (393 amino acids)
Source: RefSeq, a predicted model, not a curated record